Macroventuria anomochaeta is the source of this 1121-nucleotide messenger RNA. Its product is annotated as P-loop containing nucleoside triphosphate hydrolase protein. The record is from RefSeq and is a predicted model, not a curated record. Gene Ontology annotation, cellular component: cytoplasm. Lineage: Eukaryota; Fungi; Ascomycota; Dothideomycetes; Pleosporales; Didymellaceae. The transcript has a single exon. The coding region runs from base 246 to 992 and encodes 248 amino acids.
GAACCAAUCAAUCAGCCCCACGCCCCCACCAGCUCCAACAUCAGUCACGUUUCUCAGCCUCACAGCACGACAACCCUCCAAACCUUUGGGGCUUGAUCACCAGCGAAAGCCAAGACAAAGUUUGGCUUCUAGUCAGUCGACCCUUCUGAACAUCCCCCGGAAUUGCAACCUCAUUAGCAGCCCCACCCCUCACCACUCAACACGGCCUUUGAUUAGAGGUCCCGUACGUGGGCAGCAGCACACCCAUGUCAUCACCACCCCUCCUAGUAGGCGUUUCAGGCCCCUCCUCCUCCGGAAAGACAACCCUGUCCCGACUCCUCCGGGACAUCUUCCCACCCAAGCAACUCUCCGUCGUCCAUCUUGACGACUUCUACCUCACAGACGCUGAAAUCCCCGUCAAAAACGGCGUGCAAGACUGGGACUGCCUCGAAUCGCUCGACCUACCAGGCCUUCGAUCAGCUCUGCAACACAUCAAACAGCAUGGGAGAAGUCCAGGCUGGCUAGUCAGCAAAGAAGACCAAAACAGCGUCGGUGAACACGGCGUAUCUACGCGCGUCACCAACGAGCUCCGCAGAGAACUAGAGGCACUGUUACGUGCCCACCCAGACUGGCGCGACCGACGCAUCUGCAUAGUCGACGGCUUCCUUCUGUUCAGCGAGGAAAUGAAAGAUAUCCGCGAACUGUUCGACGUUCGCGUGUUCUUGCGCACGAGCUACGAGGCGACCAAGAAGAGGCGGGAGGCGCGGAGCGGGUAUGUCACACUGGAGGGCUUCUGGGAAGAUCCGCCGGGGUAUGUUGAUGACAUCGUGUGGCCGAAUUACGUCAAGGAUCACAAGUUUUUGUUUGAGGAUGGGGAUGUGGAUGCGGAGUUGGAUGAGGAAGUGCUUGAGAAGACGGGGAUUUAUGGGAUGCCACAGGAGGCGGAGGGGGAUAUGGAGGUGUGCCUGAGGUGGGCUGUGGGAGUGCUGGAGGAUGUGAUCAAGGGGUCAUGAUAGUUGAGAGGAUGUGAGCCGGGGAUGUAGAAGAUGUAACAUGCAUUGCGCCGGACGCCGUAGCUUGGCUUGUAGCCGAGCAGGCCGCAUGUCGAGUGCCAAGUAACCGAAAGCGCCGUAUCCAACCUA